AUGUCUAGCACAGGAGUUACCGCGAUAAUGUUUCAGUGUGUGUUUGAAGGAAGCCUGUCAAUGCAAGACACCGAAAUUGAACGAAGGCCAUACCAUAAGAACUGCAGUUGCGCUCUCCACUCCAAGUCUGGUGUUUGCUCCAACGCUUGUCAGCGAAACCUUUCCUUUCCAAAGAAACAGUUAGGGACCAAUCGUUCCUUAUGCAUGCAGGCUAUUGCAACAACUUGCAAAUUGUCUUCUGCUCUCGUCACAUCUACAUCCACCGGAAACAGCGAAAGUGUGACUGGGGUUCAUAAUACGGCCUUGUCACGGAGGCAAUAG
This is a messenger RNA of Pyrus x bretschneideri (Chinese white pear), 321 nucleotides long. RefSeq lists its product as uncharacterized. The transcript has a single exon. The record is from RefSeq and is a predicted model, not a curated record. Lineage: Eukaryota; Viridiplantae; Streptophyta; Magnoliopsida; Rosales; Rosaceae. The coding region runs from base 1 to 321 and encodes 106 amino acids.